Molecule: messenger RNA, 2966 nt
Organism: Mobula hypostoma (lesser devil ray)
Lineage: Eukaryota; Metazoa; Chordata; Chondrichthyes; Myliobatiformes; Myliobatidae
Product: zinc finger protein 850-like
Exons: 3
Coding region: 408-2966 (852 amino acids)
Biological process (GO): regulation of transcription by RNA polymerase II
Cellular component (GO): nucleus
Molecular function (GO): RNA polymerase II cis-regulatory region sequence-specific DNA binding; DNA-binding transcription activator activity, RNA polymerase II-specific
Source: RefSeq, a predicted model, not a curated record
GUGAUUAGUAGCCCAGCCGUUAAACCGACCAAGCUCGAGCUCACCAGCGCGCGGUGCACAAAAGGCCCCGGAUGAUCGGUUGAGGUUAAAAACGAGAAGGAAUUUGGCUCCUGGAAUCUCAAACAUGGCACGCCAGUUUUGCUGUCUCUGUCCAGAUGUUUGAGAAGUGGAGCAAGGGAUUCAAUCAACCAUCCUACCUGCUCAGACAGUGGGAGUGGAUUCACUCGGUUAUCUCAAUUGAAGGUACAUCAGCAAGUUCACACUGGACAAGGCCAUUCAUCUGAUCUGUGUGUGAGAAGGGAUUCAGUCGGUCUUCCCACCUGUGGACACACCAGGCAAUUCACACUGGGCAGAGGCUGGUCAUCUGCUGAAUUUGUGGGGAAGGAUUCACUCGGUCAUCUGACCUAAUGGCUCACCAGCGAGUUCACACUGGGGAGAAACCAUUCACCUGCUCAGUCUGUGGGAAGAGAUUCACUGAUUCAUCCACCCUACAGAGACAUCAGCGAAUUCACACUGGGGAGAAGCCAUUCACCUGCUCAGAAUGUGGGAAGAGAUUCUCUCAGUCAUCCGACCUACAGAGACAUCAGCGAGUUCACACUGGGGAGAAGCCGUUCACCUGCUCAUUCUGUGGGAAGAGAUUCACUGAUUCGUCCACCCUACAGAAACACCAGCGAGUUCACUCUGGGGAGAAGCCGUUCAACUGCUCAGAAUGUGGCAUGAGAUUCACUGAUUCAUCCCACCUGCAGAGUCACCAGCGAGUUCACACUGGGGAGAAGCCGUUCACCUGCUCAGUCUGUGGGAAGGGAUUCAGUCAGUCAUUCACCCUACAGAGACAUCAGCGAGUUCACACUGGGGAGAAGCCGUUCCCCUGCUUAGAAUGUGGGAAGAGAUUCACUAGGUCAUCCAGACUACUGGCACACCAGUCAGUUCACACGGGGGAGAGGCCGUUCACCUGCUCAGAAUGUGGGAAGAGAUUCACUUGGUCAUCCUGCCUACAGAGUCAUCAGCGAGUUCACACGGGGGAGAAGCCAUUCACUUGCUCAGAAUGUGGGAAGAGAUUCACUGAUUCGUCCACCCUACAGAGACAUCAGCGACUUCACACCGGGGAGAAGCCAUUCACCUGCUCAGAAUGUGGGAAGAGAUUCACUCAGUCAUCCGAUCUACAGAGACAUCAGCGAGUUCACACUGGGGAGAAGCCGUUCACCUGCUCAGUCUGUGGGAAGAGAUGCACUCAGUCAUCCGAUCUGCAGAGUCAUCAGCGAAUUCACACUGGGGAGAAGCCAUUCACCUGCUCCAAAUGUGGGAAGAGAUUCACUGAUUCAUCCCACCUACAGAGUCACCAGCGAGUUCACACUGGGGAGAAGCCGUUCACCUGCUCAGAAUGUGGGAAGAGAUUCACUUACUCAUCCAACCUACAGAGUCAUCAGCGAGUUCACACUGGGGAGAAGCCGUUCACCUGCUCAGAAUGUGGUAAGAGAUUCACUAGGUCAUCCGGACUGCUGGCACACCAGUCAGUUCACACGGGGGAGAGGCCAUUCUCCUGCUCAGUCUGUGGGAAGAGAUUCACUAAUUUGUCCACCCUACAGAAACACCAGCGAGUUCACACUGGGGAGAGGCCGUUCACCUGCUCAGAAUGUGGGAAGAGAUUCACUCAGUCAUCCGACCUACAGAGACAUCAGCGAGUUCACACUGGGGAGAAGCCGGAGCGACCGUUCACCUGCUCAGACUGCGGGAAGGGAUUCACUCAGUCAUCUAACCUGAAGGUACAUCAGAGAGUUCACACUGGGGAGAGGCCAUUCACCUGCUCGGACUGUGGGAAGGGAUUCACUCGAUCAUCCCAACUGAAGGUACAUCAGCGAAUUCACACUGGGGAGAGGCCAUUCACCUGCUCAGACUGUGGGAAGGGAUUCACACAGUUAGGUAACCUACAAGCACAUCAGCGAGUUCACACUGGGGAGAGGCCAUUCACCUGCUCAGACUGUGGGAAGGGAUUUGCUCGAUCAUCUGAUCUACAGAUACAUCAGCGAGUUCACACUGGGGAGAGGCCGUUCACCUGCUCAGACUGUGGGAAGGGAUUCACUUCGUCAUCUCAACUGAAGGAACAUCAGAGAGUUCACACUGGGGAGAGGCCAUUCAUCUGCUCAGACUGUGGGAACGGAUUCACUUCGUCAUCUCAACUGACGGUGCAUCAGCGACUUCACACUGGCGAGAGGCCGUUCACCUGCUCAGACUGUGGGAAGGGAUUCACUCGAUCACCUGAUCUGCAGAUACAUCAGCGAGUUCACACUGGGGAGAGGCCGUUCACCUGCUCAGUUUGUAGGAAGGGAUUUACUCAGUCAUCUCAUCUGCAGAUACAUCAGCGAGUUCACACAGGGCAGAGGCCAUUCACCUGCUCAGACUGUGGGAAGGGAUUCACACAGUCAGCUCACCUACAAGAACACCAGUCAGUUCACACUGGGGAGUGGCCAUUCACCUGCUCAGACUGUGGGAAGGGAUUCACUUGCUCAUCUAAACUGAAGGUACAUCAGCGAGUUCACACUGGGGAGAGGCCAUUCACCUGCUCAGACUGUGGGAAGGGAUUCAAUUUAUCAUCUCAUCUGAAGGUACAUCAGCGAGUUCACACUGGAGAGAGGCCGUUCACCUGCACAUACUGUGGGAAGGGAUUCACUCAGUCAUCCGACCUACUGAAACACCAGCGAUUUCACACUGGGGAGAGGCCGUUCACCUGCUCAGUCUGUGGGAAGGGAUUCACUCGAUCAUCUGAUCUACAGAGACACCAGCAAGUUCACACUGGGGAGAGGCCGUUCACCUGCUCAGACUGUGGGAAGGGAUUCACUCAGUCAUCCCAACUGAAGGUGCAUCGGAGAGUUCACACUGGAGAGAGGCCAUUCACCUGCUCAGACUGUGGGAAGGGAUUCACUCAGGCAUCUCACCUACUGAGACACCAGUCAGUUCACACUGCGUAG